AUGGUUAAAAAGAAGAUCGAUAACCGUAUACGUGUAAUGAUAGAAAAUGGAGUUAAACUCGGACACCGCACCAUGAUUUUACUAGUUGGUGAUAAAAGUAGAGAUCAAGUGCCAAUUUUAUAUGAUAUGUUAGUGAAGUCAACAGUAAAAGCGAGGCCUACAGUAUUAUGGUGUUACAAAAAUAAGGAUGAAGCUAUCAGCAAUCAUGGAAGAAAAAGAGCAAAAAAGAUAGCAGCAGGAAAACUGGAAGUAUCAGAGGAAUCACUUUUUGAUGCAUUCAGAGUAGCGACAACUAUUCAUGGUAGGUACUACUCGGAGAGCCAUGCUAUGCUUGGUCAGACCUAUGGUGUCUGUGUAUUACAGGACUUUGAAGCUCUAACACCAAACUUAAUGGCCCGUACCAUAGAAACAGUAGAAGGAGGUGGUUUAAUUAUAUUUUUAUUAAAAUCCAUGAGCUCCUUGAGGCAACUACAUUCUAUAACUAUGGAUGUUCAUUCAAGAUUUAAAACAGACGCCCAUGACACAGUAGUAAACAGGUUUAACGAGAGGUUCCUUUUGUCUCUAGCAGAUAAUCCUAGAUGUCUAGUUUUAGAUGAUGCACUUAAUGUACUUCCAAUAUCUUCAAAGACAGCUCAAGUGGAUCCAGUAGAUGCUGUACCAGAGCGAAUAAAUCCAAAGCUGACGGAAUUAAUACAGUCAUUAUCAGACAGUCCACCAGCAGGACCACUUGUGGCUCUGUGUCGGACGCACGAGCAAGCCACAGCUUUGAUUGCUCUGAUAGACACUUUAGCUGAUAAACAAUCCAGGCCACCACACUGUUUAACAGCCAGUAGAGGUCGGGGUAAAUCCGCUUGCCUUGGCCUGGCCGUAGCAGCUGCAGUAGCCCUUGGCUACGUCAACAUCUACGUUACAUCUCCUCACCCUGAGAAUUUGAUCACAUUAUUUGAGUUUGUCCUAAAAGGUCUCGACGCUUGUUUGUACCAGGAGCACAUAGAUUACAAUAUAGUACGAUCCACCAACCCAGAUUUUAAGAAGGCGAUAGUAAGAGUCAAUGUUGCCAGAAACUCAAGACAAACUAUACAGUACAUAACCCCAGACGAUCAUUCCCUGCUAUCUGCUGCUGAUUUGGUACUCGUGGAUGAGGCUGCUGCAAUACCUUUGGAACACGUAGCCGCAGCAGCUACCAAAGCACCUCUUGCGCUGCUCUCCUCAACAGUUUCUGGGUAUGAGGGAACAGGACGGGCUCUAUCGUUGAAACUCUUCGCACAAUUACAGAGUGAACACAAUGCACCACCUCCUAUUAAACUUGAAGAACCGAUAAGAUAUCGCGCUGGUGACGCAGUGGAGAGGUGGCUCAAUUCUCUGCUUUGUCUGGAAGCACCAGCUCCCACCCCAGGCGCGGGAGCUCCGCCCCCGGCAGCCUGUGAACUGUUGAGGGUCAACAGGGACGCGUUAUUCUGCUAUCACAAAGCCGCUGAGGCGUUCCUUCAUCGUCUUGUAGCUAUUUAUGUGUCCAGCCAUUAUAAGAACAGCCCUAACGACCUGCAACUACUAGCCGAUGCGCCCGCGCAUUGUUUGUUCGUGCUUCUGGCGCCGACGCCGCCCCGUGCCACAACUAUGCCGGAGGUUUUAUGCGUAAUACAGAUGUGUCUUGAGGGCAACUUAUCUGACAAAUCUGUAAAAGACAACCUCGGCCGGGGUCGAAAAGCCGCCGGAGACCUCAUCCCAUGGAAUAUCUGCGAACAAUUCGGUGAUAAGGACUUUCCGAAACUCUCUGGAGCAAGAAUAGUUCGCAUCGCUACGCAUCCGUCGUAUCAACGGAUGGGCUAUGGAAAGCGUGCAUUGCAACAGUUAGCCACAUAUUACUCCGGUGAUAUUCCAUGCCUGGAUGAAGUAGCCAGUGAUGAUGAUGAGGACCAGAAGAAUGGCCAUACAGACUCAUUACAAACAGAGAAUAUUGUACCAAGGGCGAAACCACCCACGUUAUUGCGACGUUUGACGGAAGUGAAAGCUGAACAUUUAGAUUAUUUAGGAACUAGCUUCGGUCUGACGGAAAACCUACUCAAGUUUUGGAAAUCACAGAAAUAUGUGCCAGUGUAUUUAAGCCAGAAAUCGAACGAGCUAACAGGCGAACACUCGUGUAUAAUGCUUCGUUCAAUGGCCGAUAGUUCUUGGCUGGCUGCCUACAGUGCUGAUUUUCGCAAGAGGUUUUCCCGGCUCUUAGGCAGAUCUUUCCGGAAAUUGCCUUCAUCACUAGCACUUUCCACUCUGUUAAACGACAGUGUUAAAGUCGAAAAGCCACUUCUAACCAAGCAGUUGAUAGAACAAUAUCUGUCGGGCCAUGACUUGUCCCGAAUAGAGUCGUAUUGCAGACAACAAUCUGACUACAGGCUUAUAACGGAUCUUAUCGCCCCGUUAGCUUCUAUAAUAUUCCAUACGAAGGUCUCGCUUAAACUGGAUGCUAUACAGCAGGUACUUUUCAUUGCAAUGGGCUUCCAAAUGAAAGACGUAGAUGAUAUAGCGAAUGAAUUGGGUUUACCUGGAUCGCAAAUUUUGGCAAAGUUCUUUGAAGCGUGUAAAAAGACAAAUGCCGCCCUCAAUGUUGUACUAGAGAACACUGUGGCCAGGGAGAUCGGUAUUGAUGAUAAAACCGCUGAUGUGAGCACGGAGGGACCGCUUAAACAGACUUUACAACAGGAAUUGUCCAAGGCUGCCAAGGAACUAGAACGAAAACAGCGCAAAGAAUUAUCCCGGUUGAUGGGCGAAGACCUGAGUCAGUACAGGAUUAAGGGUAGCGAUCUGGACUGGGGUCAAGCACUUACCUCCUCGUCAGCGAAACAUUUGGUUUCCGUAAAAAGCGGGGAAAAGCGUCUUGGAGAUGACAGCAAGGAAAUCGAUGAUCUGAUCGAAUCACAAGGAAACAAGAAGAAGAAGAAAAAACACGUUAGAAGUAAAGAAUAA
Messenger RNA from Leptosia nina, 2961 nucleotides. Lineage: Eukaryota; Metazoa; Arthropoda; Insecta; Lepidoptera; Pieridae. The record is from the annotation of a GenBank genome assembly.